AUGGCGACUGCGACUACCGCUAUACCGCCGCACUACACGACUUCGGGUGGGACAGGCGUGGCUCCUCUGUCAUCCGUGGCUGCCUCGUUGCGAGUGCCAACACACGCUUCUUCUCUGCCCACCACUACCAUCUUGCCCACCAGCACAAGCAAUUCUUCGCUCGGUCGCGCUCUCUCGCUGCAGUCCAUCGCCGGGCCGAGUCGGACACGAACGCGGACUUCAAGCGUCAGCACCGGCAGCGUGCUCUCUGCGGAGUCGAAGGAAAUGAGCACCAACCCUGCGAGUAGGAGAGCAAAGAUGGGCCUAAAGAGCCGGAUGCGCUCCGCGUCGAGGAUAGGCUUUUUGACUACGAUUACCACCACUACCACGCGCAGCACAUCGUCGUCAAACCCCGAUUCCGACGCAGUCCCCGUUCGUGUCGUCGGCCGUGGCGGGCAUGGCUCGCGGGCCAGGAAUCUCUCGAUCGGGAACUUGGCGGGUGCCGCGGGCAUGGCGAGUAACCCGGCGCUGAGAAUGACAAGGCCAAAGACGAGCGACGGCAGUGUUCCUGUGGCGGGCGGGAGUAUCCGUGUUGUGGGGCGAGGCGGCAUGGGGUCACGAAGGCGGGAUGCGAGGGAUGCAACUCCGAUUUCGCCGAUGCCGAUAGCAGCAGCAGCAGCAUCAACAGUGACUCCCCAGCCGGCUGAAACCCCGGUGUUCUUCCGCCCGACCGGCCGCGGCGGUGCGGGGUCACGGGCACGGUCGAACAGCAAGGCGAAGCCGAAUUCCACGCCAAAUUCACCCCCGGUUGCCUUUGCACGGCUGCUCAAACUCAAGGGCAAGGGCAAGGCGAAGCCCCCGCCGUCACCGUCACGUGGUGUUGCAACCUACGGCGCGCCGUCGUUCUCCUCCACAGGCACGAUAGGCACGCUGGCACGGACGGAGAGCAUCGCGCCGUCACUGUUCGACGCAUCGAGCAUGUACAGCGCCAUCGAGUUCGCCGCGGCAGAGGGGGCCGUCGUCCCUGGCAAUAGAGUUGCGGUGAGGCGACGGUAUCAGAAUACCGCGGGGCAGGACCCUGAUUCCGACCCCGACCUCGAAACAAUUGCAACGGACGAUGGACAGUCGCUCGCGACCGUGCACCGCCAUCCGCUCGACAUGGACGGGACAUCGACGUUUGCAGCAUCGACAGACACGGGGAGCGUGUUCACGGAGACGGAGGACGGGUAUGCUUAUUACGCCUAUGACGAGGAGGUCGAUGCCGGCUCGCCGCUUUCGCCCGAUCUGUCCUCCUCAUCAGCACACGGCGAACCCGAAGGGCUCGCGACGCCGCGGGACAGCGGGAGCGGCAAGGUGCGCAUCUACGAGCGCGCCUUGUCGCCGUCGCUGUCGAGCUCGCAUGGGGACGUGCACUGGCUCACGGGCGGGCACGGGGACGUGUUCCGCGUCGGUGCGGGGCCUUUCCAGCACGUGCACACAGAGUCGGAGGAGAGCGGGAAGCCGGCGCAGUGGACGGGGGAGUGGAACCGCGGGGACAUCCGCGACGUCAUCGGCGCGCUGCGCGAGCUGCGGUUCUAG
Messenger RNA from Mycena indigotica, 1557 nucleotides. RefSeq lists its product as uncharacterized. NCBI's taxonomy places the organism in Eukaryota, Fungi, Basidiomycota, Agaricomycetes, Agaricales, Mycenaceae. The record is from RefSeq and is a predicted model, not a curated record. Bases 1 to 1557 code for a protein of 518 amino acids. The transcript is spliced from 2 exons.